Cricetulus griseus (Chinese hamster) is the source of this 5841-nucleotide messenger RNA. Lineage: Eukaryota; Metazoa; Chordata; Mammalia; Rodentia; Cricetidae. The record is from RefSeq and is a predicted model, not a curated record.
CUCAAGUGACCCUUUCACUCUCUGUCCUUUUCCAGUGUCGUGAGGUUAGCAUUAUACUUCUCCAGUGGAGCCCAUGACUUCUGAUCAGGACACUAAAAUUGUGGCUGAACCGCAGGCACAGCGAGUCCAGGAGGGCAAGGACAGCUCUCAUCUGAUGAAUGGUCCUAUAUCACAAACCACUUCUCAGACAAGUUCCAUCCCAGCUUUGACUCAGACCCCUUAUCAGCUGCCAGUGUCAGAGGAUGGUGUUGUUUGGGGAUGGCAGACUAGAGGUGGACUGUUCGUCCCAACAACUAAGGUUUCAGAGCUAAACCCUAAUGCGAAAGUAUGGGGGUUACAUUUGGAAGCAAGUAGCGCCGCUGUUGGUGUGAAUGCCUCGUGGGAGGAGGCCCCUGACCAUCCUGUAGACUGUGACCAGCAGGUUAUAGGAUUGGAUGCCAAUGGCGAUGGUGACAAAAGUCAUGAGAAUGCAGGACUGUCAGACUUACAAGAGGCGGACCAGACAGACAUGAGCACUCUGGCUCUGGAUCACUCAGAAUAUGAACCUCUGCCUGAAAGUAAUGAUACGGGAGGAAAUGAGUCUCAACCAGAAAGCCAGGAAGACCCUCGGGAAGUACUUAAAAAAACGUUGGAAUUCUGCUUAUCUAGGGAGAAUCUUGCUAGCGACAUGUAUCUUAUAUCCCAGAUGGAUAGUGAUCAGUAUGUGCCAAUUACAACGGUAGCUAACCUUGACCAUAUCAAGAAACUCAGUACUGAUGUGGAUUUGAUUGUUGAAGUGCUAAGAUCUUUACCUUUAGUCCAAGUGGACGAGAAAGGAGAGAAAGUAAGGCCAAAUCAAAACCGGUGCAUAGUAAUACUGCGUGAAAUAUCUGAAUCUACCCCUGUGGAAGAAGUAGAAGCACUAUUUAAAGGAGAUAAUUUACCAAAAUUUAUAAACUGUGAAUUUGCCUAUAAUGAUAAUUGGUUUAUUACCUUUGAAACAGAAGCGGAUGCACAGCAGGCUUACAAAUACCUUCGAGAAGAAGUCAGAACUUUUCAAGGAAAGCCAAUUAAGGCUCGUAUAAAAGCAAAGGCAAUAGCGAUAAACACAUUUUUGCCAAAGAAUGGAUUUAGACCUCUGGACAUGAACCUUUACACACAGCAGCGUUAUGCUACAUCAUUUUACUUACCUCCAGUGUAUAGUCCCCAGCAGCAAUUCCCUCUAUAUGGCCUGAUCACCCCGCAGACAUGGUCAACAACACAUAGUUAUCUCGAUCCACCCUUGGUAACUCCAUUUCCAAGUACUGGAUUUAUAAAUGGGUUUACAUCUCCAACCUUCAAACCUGCAGCGUCUCCUCUGACAUCACUCAGACAAUAUCCUCCUAGAAGCAGGAACCCUAGUAAGUCUCAUCUGCGCCAUGCGAUUCCUAGUACAGAGAGAGGGCCUGGACUGCUAGAGAGUCCUUCAAUAUUUAACUUCACUGCAGAUCGAUUAAUUAAUGGUGUCCGGAGCCCACAGACGAGGCAAGCAGGGCAAACUAGAACACGAAUACAAAACCCUUCAGCUUAUGCCAAGAGAGAGAUUGGAACUGGGCGUGUGGAGCCAAGUAGUCUUGAAUCCUCUCCUGGUUUAGGGAGAGGAAGGAAAAAUUCCUUUGGCUAUCGGAAGAAACGAGAAGAGAAGUUUACAAGCAGUCAAACUCAGUCUCCAACACCACCAAAACCUCCAUCACCGAGCUUCGAACUGGGGCUGUCCAACUUCCCCCCAUUACCUGGAGCUGCAGGCAACUUGAAGGCAGAGGACUUAUUUGAAAACAGGCUUUCUGGCUUGAUCAUAGGAUCUUCAAAAGAAAGAAACCUCAGUACAGAUGCAAGCACAAACACUGUUCCUGUAGUGGUCCCCAGAGAGCCUUCCGUGCCAGCGCCCUGUGCUGUGUCAACAGCAUUUGAACGUUCCCCUUCCCCAGCCCAUUUACCCGAGGAUCCCAAGGUGGCAGAAAAGCAGAGAGAAACCCACAGUGUGGACAGACUCCCUUCCACCCCUACUACAACUGCAUGUAAAUCAGUGCAGGUGAAUGGAGCAGCAACAGAAUUGCGAAAGCCCAGUUAUGCAGAGAUUUGUCAGAGAACGAGUAGAGAGACUCCUUCCUCCCCAUUGCAACCCCCAAAAGAACAAAAGCCAAACACUGUCGCCUGUGGGAAGGAGGAGAAGAAGCUUGCUGAACCUGUGGAGAGAUACAGAGAACCCCCUGCCCUCAAGUCCACUCCUGGGGCCCCCAAAGAUCAGAGGAGGCAGCCUGGACGCCGACCCUCACCUCCUGCUGCUGGGAAGCGUCUGAACAGGGAACAGAAUACUCCUCCCAAGUCUCCUCAAUGAAAGCCGGAUGCCUGGGAGGGGUCUGGAAGAGCUGUAUUCACCACAAACGAAGCUCUCCCACUCAGUACAGAAUGAGCCGCUGGUUAGGAGCUUGCAGUGUCUGUGAGGCCCAUGGGAUGCCUGCAAGUUAUUUUCCUUCUGUGAGUCGGAUUUUCCCCCUCUUGAAAAAAAAAAAAUCUAUUUUUCAGGAUUUAAUUAUAUAAUAUAAACCUUAUUUUAGGUUGGUGCUUAACUGGAGGUGAUGCAGAAGUCUGUUUUUCAGGAUAGAAAAAUGUAUUUAUCCUAACAAAUGGAUAUUUUUUAUUAAGCCUCCAUGUGGCUCUGAAUGCAAGCUAUAUAUGAGUUUUUCUAAAUUAAGGGAACUAUGCUACUUUUUUUUUUUUUUUUUUUUUUUAAACAACUGGUCUGCAAGUGCAUAUGGAUAGGGUGUCCCCAACAGAUGGAUGAGGGCUGAUGGCGCAAGCAGGGGCAGCCUUGGCCUCACAGAGCAAGGGACUGGCAAUGUCAGGGCACUGACAUACUGGCACAGGAGCUGUGUUUUCAUCUAAACUGUUAGUUAACAGGAAAUUCUAGCUUUAAAAAGAUACAUAUGUAUAUACAGUUCUUUUUGACCUAGUGGGCAGAAUGAACCUGCAAAGAGCAUCCUAGAAAGACCUGAUAACUUUGCAUUUUGAUAUCCUGCGAGCAAGUAACCAGCUUCUCACUCCAGUUCCAAGUGGCUAUUAUGUAAAAUAAAUUUAAAGCACAUUGUGAAUAGAACCUAGAUGAAAUAGGAACUCUGUUGCCCACUGACAUCAUACCAUGAAGUUGUACCAUGAUGUUUUGGUCCCUGUGAGCAGGCUACCUGGCUCCCAGCCUUGAGUUCCUGCUCUGUCUGUGUCCCCCAUGCAUCCUCGCUGGAGAGUCAUGUCUUAACCAGCUCUGUGUGGAUGUCUUCCUGUACCUCUGCAUCGGCACAUGGAUUUAGAAGUACCUAGCCGUGAGAGAGUGGUGUUUGUGGUCCCCCUCUGGCUGGUGGAGGACAGAAUCCUUGCUUUUUUUUGUUUUUACCUCCAAGACGAGGGUCUCAUUGAUUCUUUCUAAGAAGUGCUGCACUUCUGAAGAACAAGGGUGCAGUAAAGUUAGCAAGUUUAUAAUAAAGUUACAGAUAAAUUAUUUUGUUUUAAAAUGCCUAAAAUUUUUCUUUAAGUAUUCUGAGCAGCAGACUUUAAAAAUAUUUCCUGCUAAGUGUAACCAUACAGCUUAUUCCACAAAAUGCUAUUUAAUGAAACUGAAGGUUGUUUUGGUUUUUGGUUUUUGGUUUUUUUUUUUUUUUUUUUUUUUUUUUUUUUUAGAAAAAAAUGAUUUCCAUCCAAUAUUUAAAGACUUGAAUUUUAUUUAAACUUGAAAAUGACUUUGCCUUAACUUUUGUAAAAGACAGCUUAGAGCUCACGGAGACCGGCCCCUGGGUUGGUGGGAGUGGAUCGGUUACUCAGUCACCGUGCUGAUCUCCUGGUGGUGGUUUGCUGAGUACGCUUACUGUUGUACAAGAGCUCCAGUGGUGUUUGUGAUGUACCCUACAGAUCUUCAACAGCUGGUCUUUUUUUCAGAUUGUUGAAAACCCUGUAAAUGCAAAUAGUCGCUACUGUGUUAAAUCUGUGCACUUGGGAGUGUGCUCUGCCUGUACAGUGUAAAUAAUCAGAACAUAUGAGAAAGGUACCCUACAGAGAAGAAUCUGAUAAAAAUUAUUGAUAUAUUAUAAAUGUUACUGUUGAGCUGGAUGUAGAUAAACUAAAUGUUGUGGUUUGAGUAUUAUUUUAAUUUGUUAAGGUUUUUCUUUUCCCCCUUUUACUGGUGUGUUGAACUGAUUUUGCCUCUUUGCUGCAAAAGGGAAAUGGAAAGUCUUAUUAAAAGCCUCUGGAUGUUUUCAUACUCUUAAAGUAUGUAAGUACAUGCUAAUCAUAUCUGAUGUUUAAGGGUUUUGAAGGAGAGUAUAGAGAGCAGAGACUGGCAGGAUCUUCCAAUGAAAAUAAAAAACAGAAAUGUACUAAUUAAAAUCAUACUUUGCUAAGCGAAUUAUCCUGCCAGAGGCAAAGAUGCCUGAUGCAUGUGACCAUUUCCUUCAGAGCACCUGUCAUUCAGUUACAUAGGAGUAUACGCAGUGCUAUUUCAAAUGCCUGUGAAAGGAACAUAGGAUGAAUUUCCUCGUAGAUGUCAGAUCAUUGACAAAAAAAAAAGAAGAAACAACCAGCCUCUUGAACCCACACUAGCAGAUACUGUCUAUAUGGAAAGGCAAGCCCGAGGCGUCAGGCCCUUCACAUCAUAUCUUUUCUGGAAGAGGGGCCAGAUUAUGAUCAGCAUCCCUUAUCUUCAAGGGUGCUUUCGCAGAGGAUCUUUGUUUUUAAUGAGAAGUCCUUUCCCCAAACCUGAGCAUUGCAGCACGAAGCGUGUGUGGCAGAGCCAGCUGUAGGUGCUUGCUGUCUGCUGGCUGGAAGUGUAAGGCUCAGUGGCCACAUGCAAGGGCAGGUGGCACGUGCGCAAGGUUGGGACACUGUAAUCACCGCUUAGCCAGUGACAGCCUGGCACCAGGAACUAAAGCCUUGCUCAGAUGUGAUUUUUUUUAAUAGCAUACUUUUUCAGGAAGCAAAGGUGAUAUGCCAAAUAGCUGUGUAAUGUCAAAACAGAGAAUUGCUGAUUGCUGAGGUUUUCCACUCAGAAAACAAUGGAGUUACCACAGUAGGAAGCUGUUGAGGAUGCAUGCAGACUCUUGCUAUGUCACAUACAGCAAGUGUGAUAUGUGGGUUUCAUAAUCUAUUUUUUAAGUUUACUCAUUCCUUUCAGUAUCUCAAGGUAUAGAAUCAGAGAUACCACAGUCACAAAUGACAUUUUUUAACUUGUAAAAUUGUGUGAUGAUGCUUAAUUAUCAUAUGGAAAUAUGGAAUAGGAAUCUGGCCCCAUUUCACCAGACAUGAAUUUCAAGUGAUUCCUCUCUCAGUAGUCAGUGUCAUGAUGUCUCUGUGAAUCCUUCCUGUCAUUGCAUCACUGGUUGCCACUGGUAGGUGGCAAAAAAUAAAAAAAAUAAAAAAAAUAAAAAAAAAUUUAAAAAAAAGGAAAAAAAAAGUCUUACAUUGCUGUAUUAGGGUUUCUGCAGUUGAUAUUAAAAAACUGGUCCAGUGUGUCACAGCAGGCGACUGAUGGUGCAUACCUGUCUUUGUUUCCCCUUCAGUGAGCUGUAGUUGUGGGUUUGUGUGCUUUGUAGCCUGUUAUACGGAAAGCAACAGACAAUCGAAGAUUCCAGGAGCGCUAACAGCUGCGAGUCCCAGAACGGGGUGUAACGUGGAAGCUUGCCUGAGGGUUUCUGUUUCUGUUCUACUUUUCAUUAAGUCUGGAAUCAAGCUUACAUGUAAACUAUUGGUAAUUUAAGUUUCCUUUUGUGUCAUUCAGUGUAAAACUGUCUAAUUUGAAAAAUGUAGGUUAUGAAAAAUAAAAGAUUUAGGCACUGUUCA